CCCCAAAAACAAUACAAUUAUAAAAAUAUGAUAAAAGGAACAGUAGAAGCAGACAGCUGGUGGAAAGGGAUCUCUGAAGAGAAAUUGGUUAAAGCUGAAGAGAAGAUGCUGGAAUUUUCAGGACUAGAGAUAGAUGAGAUUGAGAGGUAUAAGGUACCUUAUGUGAUGGAUCAGUGGUAUGGGGAAGAGGAUGGGAAAGGAGAGGAAAGAGUAGAUCCUUAUUCUGGGAGGAGGAUAAGACCGUUAAGGGAAAUGGAGAGGAGGUACUUUUGAUGCAUACCUUUGUGAUGAAGGAAGCAUGUGAAGAGAGUGACAGAUGAGUAUAUACAGACUUAUGAGUUUGGAGAUAGGAGUAAACAGCAGAUUGUGCUGAUUCAUGGGCUUGGAGGAGCAGGUCCUAUCUUUUUUAGACUGUUCCAACAGCUUUCUGAAAAGUACCAUGUUAUUGCGAUUGAUCUUCCUGGAAUGGGCAGGUCUUCUAGACCACACUUUUUAGGAAGGACCAAAGAUGAAGCUGAGGAGUUUUACAUUCAAGCUCUAGAACAAUGGAGAGAACAUAUGGGACUCACUGAUAUGUAUAUGGUUGUUCACUCUUUUGGUGCUUAUCUUACCAGUAGAUACGCCUUAAAAUAUCCUGAGAGAGUGAAAAAGAUUGUGUUCUUAUCUCCAAUGGGAUGAGAAGCUAGACCAGAAAAUUUAGAGAUUAAUCUCAGAAUGGUCAUGAGAUCCAAUUGGAAAUUUGGACUAUACCUAAGAAUUGCAAGGUUCUUAUUUAGGCACCAAAUAGUACCAGAUAAGGCAGUUAAAUAAAAGCGGACGCUUACUAGGAAAAGUCUUCAUGAAAGGUUAUGUCAAAAAGAAACUUCCUGGAUUCACAAAGGAAGAAGUUCCUUCUGCAAAUGAUUAUUUAUUCCAACUGAAUAUGAGAAAUGGACCUGCAGAGAAGGCGAUUUCUAAACUACUAAUCCUACCAAUCCUUGCCCACACCCCUAUCUUCGACAACCUAGACACCUACAGAGCUGCUGGUAUCACCACAUACUUCGUGUACGGUGACAGGGACUGGCUAGACACAUUCCUGAACGGACCUCCAGUCUCAGAGCAACUCCGUGAGAAGGGCGAGAACGUAUAUGUAAUUGAAAACAGUGACCAUCACAUAUACCUUGAUAAUUCUGAGGAGCUCCUGGAUGUCCUCUUUGACUGUUUAAAAUAG
Moneuplotes crassus is the source of this 1210-nucleotide messenger RNA. NCBI's taxonomy places the organism in Eukaryota, Ciliophora, Spirotrichea, Euplotida, Euplotidae. The record is from the annotation of a GenBank genome assembly.